Aspergillus pseudonomiae is the source of this 1853-nucleotide messenger RNA. RefSeq names its product FAD-binding oxidoreductase. Gene Ontology annotation, molecular function: FAD binding. The transcript has 5 exons. The coding region runs from base 372 to 1853 and encodes 493 amino acids. NCBI's taxonomy places the organism in Eukaryota, Fungi, Ascomycota, Eurotiomycetes, Eurotiales, Aspergillaceae. The record is from RefSeq and is a predicted model, not a curated record.
AUCGCCCUGACUAACUGCAGUAGGUCCUUACGCCGGUGAGAAACCUGGUACCCAUUGGCCAAGCCCACCCCUAAUCUCCGCUACGUACGUCUUUAAUGGGUUAUGCCGAACGGCACUCCUGACGAUGCCCUUUUGCAAUCUCAGGAAACACGCACAUGGGCAGGUUCUCCACCAUGAAGAAUGUGCCUCCUUGACUUGCCAAGUGCGUCAUGACUCGGCCCGAAUAGAGUCUCCAGUAACGGUCCUUUCUCCAGCCGACGGCUCCUGAAUCAUGUAUCCACCUUCUGGCUCAAUAGACCGUCCUUUUUAAUCCUUCGGUUCCCCAAUCGGAACUGCAGUUUUGUCAACUGAGCAGAGCUCUUCCUGUCACCAUGCGCGUCGGUUCUACUUUCUUGCCCCUGGCGGGCUCGCUCUUGGUCGAGGCCUCUUCGGUGUCCGCUGGUUGCAGCGCCCUCAAGGGCCAGGUCAACAGUGCCGUCUUCUCUCAGAACACCCCGGUUUACGAGUAUGAAGCGCAGAAUUUCUGGUCCAACACGGAAAUCAUGAGCCCUGGGUGUGUUUUCCGCCCUCAGUCGAGCGCUCAAUUGGCCCAGGGAGUGAAGGCAUUAGUCGAUGCCAACGCGCAGUUCGCCGUGCGCGGCGGCGGUCACAUGGGUAUCCGGGGAUCCAACAAUAUUGACGAUGGGGUGCUCAUUGUUAUGUCUAACCUGACUACUCUGGAAUUGUCCGAGGAUCAGUCGAUCGUGUCGGUCGGGCCCUCUCAUAGAUGGGAGGAUGUCUAUGCCUAUCUCGCCGAUUACGGCCUCGCCGCGGCGGGUGGCCGUCUGGGCCCCGUCGGUGUCCCCGGAUUGCUUUUGGCCGGAGGUGUCAACUUCUAUGGUAACCAGGUUGGCUGGUCCUGCAACACAGUCGUCAACUAUGAAAUCGUCCUGGCCGACGGUUCCGUGGUGGAAGCAAACAAGACGCACUACUCCGAUCUGUUCUGGGCCCUGAAGGGAGGCAGCAGCAACUUCGGUCUUGUCACUCGGUUCGAUUUGGAGACUAUCAAGUCGCCCAAGGUCUGGGCCGGUACCCACACCGUGUCCUCGGAAUACGUAGACCAAUUCCUAGAGGCUGCGGCUACCUAUGCCUCCAACAUUUCGGACCCCAAGACGCACAUUGUGCCGGCGCUGGUUCCGGGCGACGAACUCCUGGCUUCGGUCAUCCUGUUCUACGACAGUGAGGAUACCAGCUAUCCGGAGAUCUUCAAGCCCUUCACCGAUAUUCCCGCCAUCAGCAGCACCCUGGACUUCAAGACUGUGUCGGAGUUCGCUGCCGAGACUGGAGCCAUGGUCGUCCCUCACAUCAACGAUGUGUUUGUGGCUGGUACUGUUGUCGGUACCACCUACGCCGAGCUGCUCCAGGGGAUCACCAUCAUCAACACCACUUUCUUCGAGCACUUGCCCAAACUUUACGCUCAGAUCCCCGCUGCCAACAUCUCCACCAUCCAGCUGGACUGGCAACCCAUCGGCGCCGACUGGAUGAAGGCCUCGGAGGACAAGGGUGGCAAUGCCCUCGGAUUGGACUCUUCCAAGAUCUACCUCUGCUAUGCCGAGGUCGUCGAAUGGAUCGGCUCCAGCUACGACGACAUCGUCGCCCAGUGGGUGGAGGAAACUACCUAUGCCAUCAACAACGCCACCCAGAAGGCCGGCCUGUAUGACGCGUUCAACUACAUGGGCGAUGCUGCCGGAUUCCAGUCCAUCUUCCCCGGAUACGGCGAGGAGAACGUCGCGAAGCUGCAGACGAUUGCCAAGAAAUACGACCCCAACCAGGUCUUCCAGACUCUGAUGCCGGGCGGCUUCAAGGUGUACUAA